This is a messenger RNA of Oncorhynchus nerka (sockeye salmon), 5558 nucleotides long. It is a transcript of the gene coasy, whose product is annotated as CoA synthase. Lineage: Eukaryota; Metazoa; Chordata; Actinopteri; Salmoniformes; Salmonidae. The record is from RefSeq and is a predicted model, not a curated record. Gene Ontology annotation, molecular function: dephospho-CoA kinase activity; pantetheine-phosphate adenylyltransferase activity; ATP binding. The transcript has 10 exons. Bases 215 to 1930 code for a protein of 571 amino acids. Gene Ontology annotation, biological process: coenzyme A biosynthetic process.
CAUGUGCAACCGGUAGCUAGCUAGGUCAAAUGGGCGUGUCUCUUUAUCGAAAGAAUAAUAACAAUAUUGGACAGUGGUACAACAAUGUAGUUAGCCAUUAGGAAUAGCCAGUUACAGACCAGAUUUAAACAUAACUCACGUUACCUUGCUACAGCAUUUGCACAAGACAUUGUGCGUAGCGUGUGUCCCUGCUCCGGUGACACAUCUGGCCAACAUGUCCAUGUUCAGCACGGGCAUCCUGGUGCUCACCUCUCCCCUCCACACCCUCCCUCUGCGCAUUGCCCCUGUACUCAGCUCAGCUGCCCAGGUGGUGGAGCGCACCCUCUACGUCCAUCUCCAUCCAGGCCUGAACCUGGGUGCAGGUGGGGGCCAGCCCAGGCCUGUCUUCAUCCAGCCCGUGGUGGAUCUGUCCAGCCUUAUCACCGGGCUCUACAGCAAUGCUGCCAAUGUGUGCGGCCACCUGGACGUACGAGUGCUCCUCACCAACGUCCGCGCCCAGCCCAACAACGCCUCCAGCCCAGAGACAGGUGGGACAGGGGUAGCAUGUAACCCCUUCCCUUCCCCACAGCCCCUCUCCCACUCCCCCGAGGUGGUGCUAACAGACUACGCCCUGCAGGACCCGGGCCAGUCCCCGCUGGUGGCCCAGUGUCUGCAGAGGUACACGGGCCACUGUUACGUCUGCACGCCCGGCUUGGCCUCGGUGCUACUCCACCCGCAGCUGCAGAAGCUGGAGGAAGAGGUAGAGGAGGGCCAAAACGACGACUGGGAUAGUAGGUCGGAGCGCAUGGAGACUUACAGUGAGGUGGUGGUAGGGGGAACGUUCGACCGCCUCCACGGGGCGCACAAGACGCUGCUGAACAUCUCUUGCCUCUUGGCGAACAAGCGGUUCCUUAUUGGGGUGUGUGACCAAGAACUUCUAAAAAAGAAGGUGCUAAAGGAGCUAAUUGAGCCAUAUGCUCUGCGGGUGCAGCGGCUCCAAGAGUUCCUGCAGGACGUCAAGCCCUCGCUGCAGUACGAGAUCGUGCCCCUUUCGGACCCCUUUGGACCCUCCGUUAUUGAUGCCCAGCUGCAAUGCAUUGUGGUCAGCGAGGAGACCCGCAGGGGAGGCGAGGCUGUGAACAAGAAGCGCCUCGAAAAUGGUCUUCCAGGACUGGUGCUGCACGAGAUCCAGCUGCUGAAGGAUGCCCACCACACUGAAAUGGAGGAGGAGAAGAUCAGCUCCUCCAGCCUCCGCUCACGCCUCCUGGGGACCCUCCUCACAGACCCAAAACAGAACAAGUCCCAUCUCCCCCUGGUGCCCUACGUGAUUGGCCUGACCGGGGGCAGUGGCAGCGGGAAGAGCUCCAUUGCCCAGCAGUUGGAGGCCCUGGGUGCGGUCCGCAUCGACAGCGACCAGCUGGGCCACGAGACCUACCGGCCGGGGGAGGUUGCCUACAACAGGGUGCUGGAGGAGUUUGGAUCAGAUCUUAUUAAUGAGGACAAAACUAUCAACAGACGCGCACUAGGCAGGAAAGUUUUUGGAAACAAGGAGAGGUUGAAAGCCCUCACCGACAUUGUGUGGCCGGAGAUAGCUCUACUCGUCAAGGAAAGGAUCCGACAGGCCCGAGAGGAAGGUAAACAGGUGUGUGUGGUGGACGCGGCUGUGCUGCUGGAGGCCGGCUGGACGGACAUCGUGCACGAGGUCUGGGUCGCCGUCAUUCCUGAGGAAGAGGCGGUGUCUCGGAUCACGGUGAGGGACGGUGUCAGCCAAGAGGAUGCUGUGCGCCGGCUGCAGAGCCAGUGGCCCAACACGCAGCAGGUGGAGCAGGCCAACGUGGUGCUCUGCACUCUGUGGGAGCCCGAGAUCACCCAGAAACAGGUACGGAAGGCCUGGGAUCUUCUUCAGAAGCGGAUCCAACAGAGUCGGGAAGGAGCCAAGCCACCGUCCUGAGUCAGACCUCCGCGCGCACACACAUACACACCACAACAACAACAGUGAACUGCACACAUACCGACUGUAAGCCCUGCAAGGGACGAGGGUGGCUCCAAAACUGCCAGGGUGCAAUCAUGUUAGGGACGUGUCUGCCUUAAAAAGAGCACCACAGCGGUUGCUUUGGUGUGCCUGCAAAAGACACUGGAGCCAUACUUGUGAACAUUAGAAACAGUUUAAAUUUAAACAGUUUCUCCGUCUCAAUGAGCAUCAGCCAAUUAAAAUGAAUAGAACGCUACAUUGUAGCUGGUUCCAUCAGAUAACCUGGCACACGUUAGCCCUAUGCUAACCUCACCAGAUGACAGUGAUUAUUUCCUGGAACAAAAUCCCUCAUCAGCCUAUCAAAGAUCUUUUAGACUUUAUUUCCACCAACCAAUAGACAUGUUGGUUGUUUAGCAACAAAACCGACAAGUAGGCAAUUAUGGGGCAAAACUUAGAUUGUUGACAACAUGUAAACUAAUUUUGUCUCCAAUAUUUAUUGAAGACAUUAAUACAUUUGCACAACUUUGAUCCAUAUUAGCAUAGACGUUACAUCAGUCAACACCUCAAAACAAGACAUUGUAUCAAGAACAAGAUAAAAACUAGAUGAAAUGAGCCACCUACAAUUCCCCACAUGGCAGCUUCUUGUCAUUGUUGCUAGAUAUCUGGCCAUCCAGAAUCACAACAUCACCGACUUCUGCCCCAUUGAAGUGUGUUCGUUGUUUUCGUGACGUUGGAAGAUAACCCGUAUUUGGCAUUUCUUAAAAUAGGUCAACCCAGGUCACUAAAGGGAUAUUUUAAACCUACAAAUUUAAGGUUUACUUUUGUUCCCGUUGGUCUGUAACAAUUUUGUGUGCCAAUAUUUCAGUGAUGCAUCCUUGACUAGGCUACUAGUACUAACGUUAGACAAAAUGUUCACGUUUUCAAAUAUGACAAAAUCCCAAAUUUGGUCUGUCCAUUUCACACACAUUCAUGUGCUUUCACAACAGUAAAGAUGUAGGAGGAUUAUACAACAUGUACGUCAUAUAUCGUUUUUUUUAAAGUAAAGUAAAGACGCUAUGAAUAUUUGGUGGUGUGAUCCUCUAAGGCUGUAAGCCCAGAGACUGCAAGGUAUGAAGGCCAUGAGUUCGAAUCCCCCUCAGGGCAAGGUUUUUAUUCAAGGAAAAAACGCUCCACUGUUGGGCCGCGAGUCAAAUAAUGCAUAUGUGACAAAGUACAUUUAUAAAAUAUAACCAAUAGGUUAGCUUUUCAAACUGCGUGCCCGGGGACUGGGAGUGUAGGCUACCUGUGAUUUCGUUAUCUGAUAACUUUUUUAAAAUUUUGUGUGUGUAGAUUCACUGGAUAUAUUCACUGCAGUAUUAAGCCUAGCAUUGAGCUAAUGAAUUAUGGCCUAAUAUGCAUACACUUUUCUAACUUUAGGCUACACAUUUCAAGCCGGUCUGUGUUCGUGGUUUUGUUGCGCAAUUAUGCACCUGGCAUCUUCGCUGCCUCGGCUAUUCGUCUUAAAUCGUGUGGAUUUCCAGGUAAAGCCAAAUUACAAUUGCUUGUUGGACACUUGUUUUGACUUUAUAUUAUUUAAUAAUAGCCUAUUGGAGGAGAGAUGCUCUCUUGCUUACUGAAUAAAAAAAAUAUAUAUAUAUAAAGAAAUCUCACUACUUUAAGUCGCUCUGCAUAAGAGCGUCUGCUAAAAUGUAAAUGUAAAAUAGGCUACAGCUUUAAGAACUGGCGGGGAGUUGGAAAGGCGAGAGAGACAUUUGUGUCAGAAGCCCAUAUUAUCUUAGCACCGAUACAUCCUGACAAAAUACAACUUAUGAGUGGCUUGCUAAUGUACUCCUUUUCUGGACCUCCUAAACUGUCUAGAAUAUACCCAUAACUGUUCCAAAUGGUUGCAUAAUCAGGCCUAGGUCGUAUGCAGUUAUUUCGGCUAAAACAAAACAGGACAUUUGAGCGGUUAUUAACAUUUGAUCUAUAGACCACCGGUUACUCACUUGAUAACAAUAAUACAUUCCUUAUUGCUUUGUGUUGUAGAAUCGUUAGGGGAGCUUUGAGCAACGAGGCAAGCAAUGACAUGCUGUAAAAGAUAUGCAGGCUAAACUGUGUUUGCUGUUGAAUUGGUACAUUUUUAAAUAUACGUUUUUAUAUUUUUCAAUGUAUGUACAAUGAAGUAUUAUUUGCGGUUGUCGCUAUGACAACAAACACACUCUGAAAGCACUGAAUUGUCUUAUGACCUUAUUAAUAUGUCUACCGCGUACAGUAGGAUGUGUUGAUCAGACGAUUGACAGGUGUGCUGUAGAACGAAUAACAAUGAACCUUUCCUCUAGUGUGGAUGCUUGCUGACGUGAGUUUGAGUCCGGACUCGCGAUACAUCUUGAAAAUAACAACAUUGCCGCAAUACUGUCAUCUGUGGGAUGAUAACGAGAGACUUUGUUAAGGACGCUCUCAUGGAGAAGUAUUUGUUCACGUCCAUCUAGGUCAACAUUUGCAAUUGGCUGAUGCAGAACUUGUUCCAGGAAAUAAUCACUGUCAUCUGGUGUACCAGGUUAUCUGAUGCGACCAGCUACAAUGUAAUGUUCUGUCAUCUACGAUUUUCUGUUUCCAAUGUUCGUAAGUAUGGCCCCAGUGUCUGUCUGGUUGGCUUUUCACACACUCGUUUAGAAAUAGUUGUUUCUUUGUCAUUUGGGUGGAUAUAGUGGGAGACGAAACAUGGCCAGAGAAUUAGGACUCGAUUUCAAUCCGUAUCGCAGAAGAUCUGCGGUGUAACGCAAUUUAAAUUUAAAGAUUAUUUCCAAUUGUGCCGACAUAUGCAGCAUUUACUGUGAAUGCAGUCUCUGCGAACGCAGGAAAAAACAUUGCCUUACAAUUUAAAAUGCGCUGUACUGCAGAUCUUACGUGAUAUGGAUUGAAUCGAGCUCUUAAUGUUAAUGAAUAAGUUUGAAGAUUUGCUGUUUUAAUGAACAAAUAAAAGUCCCUCGCGACCUGGUUUUAUAUGGAUGUUUAAAUGGAUCAUCGGACAUCAGACAAUCCUAGGUAUAAUAUACUCUAAAGACCAAACUACUGUAAAUACAAAUAUUUCAGACACGAGAAUGCAUAAAUCGAGUCAAAUAGCGGUGGGCAUUUUGACUACGGUUUCUUUUGUAGGGCUUAGGGUCAAUCAAGUAUUUGUUAAUAUAGCUUUAAGUAAAAAAUAAAUAAAAGUGUUGAGUAUAGUGAAAAAUAAUGUUUGGGAUGUUUAUAAGGAAUUGUGGAAUAAAAAUGUAGCACUAAGUUUGUGCUGUUUCUAGAUUGAGAAAACAUAGAUUAAACAUGACAGGACAAACAGAUCUGGGACCAGUUUAGGAGAGCGUAGAUACAGUGCCUUCAAAGUAUUCAUACCCCUCCACUUAUUCCUGAUCUUGUGUUAGCUGGUUGAGAGAAUGCCUAUUGUGUGCAAAGCUGUCAUCAAGGCAAAGUGUUGCUACUUUGAAGAAUCUCAAGUAUAAAAAAUAUCUCGAUUUGUUUAACACACAUGGAAUCAUGUAGUAACCCAAAAAAUUGUAAUUUCAUAGUUGUGAUGUCUUCACUAUUAUUUUAAAAUGUAGAAAAUAUUAAAAAUAAAAAACCUUUGAAUGAG